Molecule: messenger RNA, 766 nt
Organism: Macrobrachium nipponense
Lineage: Eukaryota; Metazoa; Arthropoda; Malacostraca; Decapoda; Palaemonidae
Product: oocyte zinc finger protein XlCOF15-like
Exons: 1
Coding region: 1-597 (198 amino acids)
Biological process (GO): regulation of transcription by RNA polymerase II
Cellular component (GO): nucleoplasm
Molecular function (GO): RNA polymerase II cis-regulatory region sequence-specific DNA binding; DNA-binding transcription repressor activity, RNA polymerase II-specific
Source: RefSeq, a predicted model, not a curated record
AUGGUGAUCCACACGGGGGAGGGGGCCUUUGUGUGCAAGGACUGUGGGAAGUCAUUCUCCCAUAAUUCAUUUCUCAAGCGCCACAUGUUGGUCCACACUGGGAAGAGGCCCUUCGUGUGCAAGGUCUGUUGGAAGUCGUUCUCCCAAAAAUCAUAUCUCAAACAACACAUGAUCUUCCACACCGGGAAGAGACCCUUUGCGUGCAAGGACUGUGGGAAGUCGUUCUGUCGGAAAUCAAAUCUUAAGACCCACUUGGUGAUUCACACAGGGGAGAAACCCUUCGUGUGCAAUGACUGUGGGAAGCUGUUCUCCAGUAAAGCAAGUCUCAAGAGACACAUGGCUAUCCACACGGGGGAGAGGACUUUCACAUGCAAUGACUGUGGGAAGUUGUUCUCCCAGAAAUGGAGUCUCAAGACCCACAUGGUGAUCCACACGGGGGAGAGGCCCUUCGUGUGCAAGGACUGUGGGAAGUCGUUCGCCCAAAAAUCGAGCCUCAGGACCCACAUGACAAUCCACACGAGGGGAAGCCUUUUCCUGGAGGAGCAACCUGGAACGACAUUUCCGGAUCCAGGAAGGAGAGACUCGAUCGGAUCAUGAGGAGGCAUUAAAGUCAGCUGUCUUCCAGUGAUUCAUCAACCUGAAUCACUGUUUCUGACUGUACGAUUCACUUUUCUUGUUUUGUAGAUCACAUUGUGAACUUGACCCCUGUAGACUAAUUAGUUAUUGAAUUUACAAUUUACAAUUCAAUAAACUGACUUUCUAACCA